CCUCCCACUUCUUGGAGCGUGACCCCCGUCUCGACUGAGUCCUUGGCGACUGGUCCGUUGGUGAGGAACGAUGGAGGAAAACCUGUCCAAAGCUGUGCCCAAACACGUACACCAUCACCGCAGAUCGAGCCUUCACGGAGAUGUUCGUGAUCUAUGGACCACGGCCACGAUGUCCACAGGGAACGUGUCGGUGGCCGACGUCUGCGAGGACUUCGACGAGGAGGGCAGAACUGUAGGGAAGUCUCGCAGGUACAGCCAGACCAUUUCUAUUUUGGAAAACCUCCAUCUCAAGCCAGAAGAGAUCCAGCAGCAAGCGCGUUUGGAGCUAGAGCUGCGCCGUGGCAGAUCCUUGGAGCGCGAUCUCGCGGUAGAGGAGGAGCACGACGAAUCUGUGACCGCCCUUGUAAAGUGUACUUCAGAGUCAUCAGCCAGCCAGUCAAAGCAAAUGCCGCAUCAAGCCUACUGGACAGAGCAGCAGAAUAGGCUGCCCCUGCCCCUGAUGGAACUCAUGGAGAAUGAAGUUCUGGACAUUCUCAGCAAAGCCCUCAAUACCUACAAGAGCACGAUUGGCAGGGGUCACUACAUGACUAAAGAGCUGCAGGGAUACAUCGAGGGACUCAAGAAGCGCCGGAACAAGAGGCUGUACUGUAUGCCUGUGUGAACCUCCAGCUCAAGUGGCCGACCAGAUGUCAACUCCGUGCCCUGUCCCGUUCCUCGGACCCAAGCUCG
Chionomys nivalis (European snow vole) is the source of this 729-nucleotide messenger RNA. It is a transcript of the gene Catsperz, whose product is annotated as catsper channel auxiliary subunit zeta. Lineage: Eukaryota; Metazoa; Chordata; Mammalia; Rodentia; Cricetidae. The record is from RefSeq and is a predicted model, not a curated record. Bases 71 to 661 code for a protein of 196 amino acids. The transcript has 5 exons. Gene Ontology annotation, cellular component: sperm principal piece; CatSper complex. Gene Ontology annotation, biological process: flagellated sperm motility; sperm capacitation.